AUGGAGCUUCUCACCAAAUUCAAAGAUUUCAGACAGAGGAACUCAUCCUCAAAGUCAAAGUCAGGACGGAAAGUGUUCGCCCACUACAUGGUAGGUAUAACCUGCCACCAAUCGUUGGGACAGUGGCACCAUGAUAUCAUGAUGGCUAAAGACGCCGGCAUUGAUGGGUUUGCGCUAAAUGUUGGCCCUUCUGACCAUUGGACCAACACACAACUGAGGCAGGCAUAUCUUGCAGCUGACCAGGCACAAGAUUUUGUUCUGUUUAUUUCAUUUGAUAUGGCCGCCGGCCAAUGGCCAGUCUUUCAGGUGGUUGACUUGAUCAACGAGUACAAGUCGUUCACUGCACAGAUGACCGUCGAUGGACUGCCAUUGGUAUCAACAUUUGAAGGCCCGGGAUGGGGCGAGAACUGGAGUACAGUUCGCAACCAGACUGGCGGUAUUUUCCUCAUUCCAGACUGGUCUAGUCUAGGGCCGUAUGGAGUUGGCCAGAAGUUGAAUACUAUCGACGGGGCAUUCUCCUGGGAUGCGUGGCCAAAGGCUGGCCACAGCAAGGUUUCAGUGACGGAGGACUUGAUAUAUAAGAGUCAACUAAACGGCAAAAAGUAUAUGAUGGGGGUCAGCCCCUACUUCUACACCAAUCUGCCCCAAUGGAGCAAGAAUUGGUAUUGCCCCAGCCACUCUCUGUGGUAUGACCGGUGGCAGCAGGUUUUGGAAAUAAUGCCGGACUUUGUUCAAAUCAUCACUUGGAACGACUAUGGUGAGUCAAGCUACAUCUGCGACACUGUGGCGGAUCAACUCGUUAGGGGGGCGGACAAAUAUGUCACGGGCUACUCGCAUUCGGCAUUUAGAGCUGUUUUGCCCUUCUUCAUCGCCGCAUACAAAGCUGGGUCGUCCAGAUUUGAUUUUCAGGGAGGCGACGUCGCAAUUGCUUGGUAUCGCACGACCCCUGCCAAGGCUGGAGCUGACGGAGGCACCUGCUGGGGACAAGGCGGCACGGAUUCGGCCGCAAACGGGGCAAAGGACGUGGUUUCAAUCAUGGCAGCUACCAAAGGCACAACUUCCGUCACAGUUGCCAUCGGAGGUCGUAAAACUACCUUCGAGACUAAGAGCGAAAUAGGGGUCUCGUAUUUUGAGAUGCCGUUCGACUGCCAAACACUGGGCCCUGUAACGAUCACGCUGAAUGGAAAAACGACAGAGGGCCCGCCAAUCACGAACGAAUGCCACGAGGGUCAAGUCAAUUUCAACGCGGUUGUAAUUCAAGCCUGCGCGUAA
Messenger RNA from Lasiosphaeria miniovina, 1272 nucleotides. Its product is annotated as glycoside hydrolase. Bases 1 to 1272 code for a protein of 423 amino acids. The record is from RefSeq and is a predicted model, not a curated record. Gene Ontology annotation, molecular function: glucan endo-1,3-alpha-glucosidase activity. NCBI's taxonomy places the organism in Eukaryota, Fungi, Ascomycota, Sordariomycetes, Sordariales, Lasiosphaeriaceae. The transcript is spliced from 8 exons.